GGGGCGGGAAGGGGGAGCGCGGCGGAUGCGAGCGCGGUGCCCGGGCUGCUGUCCGUAACCCUGCUCUGGCCCUGGCUGCAGAUGGAGCUGGAAGCGCUGCGCUCUAUCUACGAGGGAGACGUGUUGCUUCAGGAGCUCAGCCCGGUGGCCUUCCAGUACAGGAUAGGUGAAAGUGGAGAUCCCAAAGCCUUUCUGAUAGAGGUCUCUUGGCCAGAAACAAUAUCCACAAACAGCACAGUCAUAUCAAUGGACGCUUUCUUCAACAACACGAUAUCUUCAGCUAUUAAGCAAAGUAUAUUGGACAAGUUAAUGGUAGAAGUUGAAGCAAUCUUGGAACUGCAUAUGACAUACACACUUUUUGAAUAUGCCAAAGACAAUAAGGAGGUGUUCAUGGAAAAUCAACCUGUUAACACUGUGACUUCAGUAAGCAAUAGUAUUUCAAUUGGAACCCCUGAUGUGCCACCAAGUAAGAAAAAAGAGAAAAAGGAGCAGGUUCCCAAAACCCAGAAACGAAAACUAGCCGAUAAAACAGAUAACAAAGGGGAACUUCCACGAGGAUGGAACUGGGUUGACGUAAUUAAGCAUUUAAGCAAAACUGGUUCUAAAGAUGAUGAAUAAAGGACUUUGAUACAAGGAAACUCCACCUUUUAAUACAGUGCAAUUGUGGGUCACCAUCUCUCUAUUAAUAACUUUCAUAUUUGUUGAAGUAAGCAUUUUUUAAAGCUUGAUUUCCUAACUUGUAAAUCUAGUCACAAAAGUUUCUAUAGAGGACCAUGUGGUCAUCUUCAGAAAAAUCAACCAACAAACUUGCCUUAAAUGAAGGUUAGAAUGUGACAAAGGAUAUAGAGAGCAAUGUGUGAAGUGAAUAGUGCUGAAGUGUUUAUUAAUUUAUAUUUAGUCUGUAGUAAAAUCCUGUUAUAGUGAAACCAAUGAUACUGUAAACAUUUCCUGAUGUUCUUAUUCAGUUGAAGAGAAAAGCACUAUAACAGUGGUUGGUCACUUGACAGCGUAUUAGUCAAAAUAAAUUAUUCCAUGGAAAUGAGACCUUUGUCAUUUGUUUAUCUAGUAUGGACUAGAAGGAGAAGAUACAAAUUGUUACAAAACAGGCUAGAACUUGUGGUCUCGUUAUCACUAGUUACUGGUUGAAAGAGUAAAUACUAGCGAAAGCAAGGCCAAAUAUUCUAGUCUGGUCAAAAAAUGAGUGGUUAUAGCAGGAGUGCAGCUUCUUUAUUCUCCACAAUAUCCCAUCUGUUGGUCUUUCUCCAGUGUGCAUCUUUACAGACAGUGGGAUGUCCUGAGGAGGGGCAAAAGUGCUUUCUUGCACGUGUCUCAAUGAGUGUUGGGAUUUUGUAGCUGCUUCAUUGGAGAAAUAGGCAUUCUUUGUAGUGAUUUGCUGACUAAGUGGGUGGGACAGUGGAAGUCAUAAUCCUUCAAUUGUAUUGGGAGAACUUCUUUGCGAGAGCACUUAGUUUUUUUUUCCUGAUCUGCUCUCUUGUAUAAGAAAGCGAAGUCAUCCUCACUUGUAUGAACUGUUAUUGAAUACAAGAUGCCUUAAUGUCCUUUAUUAUUUUGUUUUGAGAUGAAUUUUAAUAAAUGCCUAUUUAUCUGC
Catharus ustulatus (Swainson's thrush) is the source of this 1609-nucleotide messenger RNA. RefSeq names its product RWD domain containing 4 (gene RWDD4). NCBI's taxonomy places the organism in Eukaryota, Metazoa, Chordata, Aves, Passeriformes, Turdidae. Gene Ontology annotation, molecular function: protein binding. The record is from RefSeq and is a predicted model, not a curated record.